Molecule: messenger RNA, 973 nt
Organism: Telopea speciosissima
Lineage: Eukaryota; Viridiplantae; Streptophyta; Magnoliopsida; Proteales; Proteaceae
Product: geranylgeranyl transferase type-1 subunit beta-like
Exons: 8
Coding region: 33-899 (288 amino acids)
Biological process (GO): protein geranylgeranylation
Cellular component (GO): CAAX-protein geranylgeranyltransferase complex
Molecular function (GO): CAAX-protein geranylgeranyltransferase activity
Source: RefSeq, a predicted model, not a curated record
CAGUCACUAAACCCUCUCCGUACGGCUCCGCCAUGGAAGAUUCUGAGUGGAGUCCCUACUGUUAUUCAUCUUCAUUCGAUAAGGAUAUCCAUAUCCGCUUCUUUCAGAUGAUGUGUGAAACCCUUCCUUCGGAUUAUCAGGGACAAGAGAUCAAUCGUCUCACUCUUGCCUACUUCGCUAUCUCUGGCCUCGACAUCCUCGGUGCCCUGGAUCGGGUACUAAAAAUGCUCUUUUUAGUCUCUGUUUAUUUUUUGAUUCUUAACAAUUUUUUCUCUUCUGUAUUUGGCAGUUUUAUGCCCAUCCACAUUGGAGCAGAGACAGACCUCCGAUUUGUAUAUUGUGCUGCUGCCAUAUGUUUUAUGUUGAAGAAUUGGAGUGGAAUGGAUAGAGAGAAAGCAAAGGACUACAUACUGAAUUGUCAGUCAUAUGAUGGUGGCUUUGGUUUAGUUCCUGGUUCAGAAUCUCAUGGUGGUGCAACAUACUGUGCAGUUGCAGCUCUCAAAUUGAUGGGAUUUAUUGAGGAUGAUCUUAUAUCUAAAAGCACACCAUCUUCUAUUAUCAAUGUGCCAUUGCUGUUGGAAUGGAGCUUGCAAAGGCAAACAGUAGAUGGUGGAAUUCAAGGCAGGCCCAACAAGGCCAGUGACACAUGUUAUGCAUUUUGGGUUGGUGGGGUUUUGAGGAUCUUAGGGGCUCACAAAUUCCUUGAUAGUGGAGCUCUACAUGGGUUUUUGCUAACUUGUCAGUCCCAGUAUGGUGGUUGUAGUAAAUUUCCAGGAAAACUGCCAGAUCUGUACCAUUCCUACUAUGGUUUAUCUGCCUUCAAUUUAUUGGAAGAAUCAGGCUUGAAACCACUCUGCAUCGAUCUCGGGAUCUCAGAUGUUGUUGCUUUUGGAAUGUGAGUUAAGUCCAGCUGGGUGCGUGUAAACCAAAUGGACACAAGCUUGUAUGGAUUUGUCAAUAUAUCACAUCCCUC